AAACUGAGCAUGAGGAAACCUUUUCAUCUGACUCAUCAAAAUUAUCACGAGUUUGAGUGAGUAAAACGAGAAGCUGUGGGCAGCAGACUGAAGUGUCCAUGCCUAAGUCAGUCAGACCAAACCCAUAGGCCUCAACGGUAUUUAAGUGUCAUCCUGGUCAGUGAAUCACAUCUUUUGUUGCCUGCACUCUGGCUCUUCUGUAAUGAAAAAGAAAAGAAAUUCUAAUAUCUGAAGCCUGACAGGAGGUAUUGUGGUAUUUCUUUAAUCAGAAUCGGAAUCAGAAAAGGAUUUAUUGCCAAACAUUCAUUUCCAGUCAUGGGUGACUGGUCUUAUAUGUCCUCACUGCUAGACAAGGUCCAGUCUCACUCUACUGUGGUGGGGAAGAUCUGGAUGACCGUCCUCUUCCUGUUUAGGAUCUUUGUCCUGGGUGCUGCUGCAGACAAAGUCUGGGGAGACGAAGUGUCAGAGUUCAACUGUGACACCAAGGAACCAGGAUGUCAACAUGGCUGCUACAACUGGAUGUUCCCAAUAUCCUACAUUCAUUACUGGGUCCUGCAGAUCACCUUUGUGUCAACACCUACCUUAGUCUACCUAGGCCAUGCUGUCCACAUCAUCCACAAAGAGAAGAGGAUGAUGGAGAAGCAGCGGGACAGCACAAAUGGAACUGUACUUAUGAAGCCAAGAUAUACAGAUGACAGAGGGAAGGUAAAGAUAACAGGCAUCCUCUUUUGCACUUACAUGACCCAGCUGAUCUUCAAGAUCAUCCUGGAGGUGGGAUUCAGUGUGGGCCAAUUCUACAUCUUUGGCACCGUGUUUAUGGUCCGCUACUUCCACUGUACUAUAUCUCCACCUUGUGCCCGUUUAAGUGGUGCCCAGUGUUACAUUUCUCGUCCCACCGAGAAAACAAUUUUUGUCGUCUUCAUGCUUGUGGUUUCAGGCAUUUCGGUGAUCCUUAACAUCAUGGAAAUAAUCUACCUGCUCUGUACCAAGAAGAGAGACACCAGGAAAAGGCUUCAAGCUCAGCAGCAUGUGCUCAUCUCAAAGCAGUGCCCAUCCAACCCAGCUUGGGGAACCAUGAGCAGCAAGUAUGGAGGGUUCCCAUUGUUGCCUCUACCAACCCAGGGUACGACAGACCUCUGCAAUUAUGACAAACACAUUGACUCUGUCAGUAAAGAGAAGGACACGUGAUACAUGAAUUAUACAUUAUACACUUUGGAUGUUUCUUGUUAUUAUUUUUCUUAAGUUACUCUUAAAUAUUUACUUUAAAAAUUAAAAUAAAUAAAAAAUCACAAUGCUGCACUCUAAUGGUCAAUAACACCAGCUCCCAGAACCUGGGGGAUGGAGCCUGGUCAGCCCUCAAAAAGACAUUGGAAGGGAUCUGAGUAUUACAUUGGAUGAUGAGGAGUGGGACAGAAUUUGUAGUAAUAUUAAAACUAUGUCACGCGAUGUGAGAGUGCGCAUAAUUUCAGUUCAAGAUUAUGCAUCACUUCUAUUGGUUGGAUUGAAGUGACCCAGAUUCCAUCCAGCCCAAGAUUAUUUGUUCUAGGAGAUUGGGCAAUCCUAAAAGGAAUAUAUAAGCACAUACAAAGUUGGGUCCAAACUAGUUUAAUGAUAGUCAGACCGAUUCUUUUAAGAGGAUGGAGGAAUGAAGGGGUGCCUUCAAUUCAAGAGUGGGCUUGUGAAAUGGUUAGGGUGGCGGUUUGCCAAAUUGGAUUUCUACACAGGAAAAUGGGGAAAGUACUUGAGUUUCCUGGAGGGCUCCCAAUAAAUUUAUGUUUAUUUUGUUUAUUGUGUUAUUAUUUUGUUGUAUGGAUGUAAUCACAAAUAACACCAGCUCCACAGUAUCAGACAUGCUGAGUGGAAGAUAUACAGUUCCAAUGAUGAAGUGGAUUUGUAACAAUUUAUUUCAGUCAUUCUUCAGUAAAGGUCAUUGAAGUCAAUCUGUUAUCAUGUGCACCAAAUUUGUAAUAUGUCAUAUUUGUAUUGACAAUAUGCAAUAAAUGUAUACACUUUGCAACAGUGUGUGAUCAUAAGCCAUUAGCUUACUAAAUAAGUAAUCAUUUACCCAUAAUUCAAAUUGUUUCUUAAUUAUUAGUAAAUAAUUUAGUGUACCAUUAAACUGUUGGAAGUCAUUAAUAAACCAGCUGCUCUGAUGUGAA
Messenger RNA from Sander lucioperca (pikeperch), 2159 nucleotides. Its product is annotated as gap junction Cx32.2 protein-like. Bases 316 to 1188 code for a protein of 290 amino acids. Lineage: Eukaryota; Metazoa; Chordata; Actinopteri; Perciformes; Percidae. The record is from RefSeq and is a predicted model, not a curated record. Gene Ontology annotation, cellular component: connexin complex. The transcript has 3 exons. Gene Ontology annotation, biological process: cell communication.